Molecule: messenger RNA, 4378 nt
Organism: Tetranychus urticae (two-spotted spider mite)
Lineage: Eukaryota; Metazoa; Arthropoda; Arachnida; Trombidiformes; Tetranychidae
Molecular function (GO): protein binding
Source: RefSeq, a predicted model, not a curated record
UGAAUGUAGACAUUAUUAUAAUUUUUGAUAGUUGAUGAACACGUUUUUGUUUUGAAUUAAUUUCUAAUUGAAAAAAUGUACAUUGAGUACAUGUAGUAUGAAAAAGAAGGAGAUAAGAAGAAAACGAAGACAUCAUGAUUCAUGAUGUUGGAUCAAUGGUUCAGAGUUUGAGCAAACCUUUGUUAUAGUAGGAAUUACAAUUGGAUGGAAAUAUCGAUCCAUCAGAUCAAUAAUAAAACUACAUGAUAUUUUUUGCUCUCUUUUCUCAUAAUCAUCGUCAUCUUCAUCAAGGUUUCAACAAUGCUCAUGCACUUAUCCUUUUAUUUUCAUGCGCCAUCCUGAUAUGUCAGGGUUUCCAGCUACUUUCCCUUUGACUGAAGGUUGUGAGGGAAUAAAAACAUUUCAAUCUGAUGUAAUCAGAAUUUCCUUACAUAUGUGUGUUCAUCAUCUGGAUAUCCCAAUGUGAUUCAUUCGCCGAUGUUGAGAAACAAACAAUUUACUGUCAACAUUGUGUCUCUGUGUGUGUGUCUUUUAUCCAAUGAGGUGGGAUUUUCAAGUUAACCAACUUUUUUGCAUAUUUUUUUACACAAAUUCAAAUAAUGUGCGUUUAUUUUACCAAAAAUGUUUGACAAUUCAUCAUUAAUAAACUAAAUGGGAUUAGUGUAAUCAACGAGCACCUUGUAACAGUUAGAGUUGUUAUUGUACAAUAACAGCUAACUAAUUAUGUGGUCUCCAGUUCAAACAAUAGGUAGAGUAUUAGAAGAUGAUUUUGAAAAUUGUGAAGAAGCACCUAAUUCAAGGUGUAAACAUGCAAUGUGUACAACUCCUGACGGACAUAUCUACCUUAUGGGAGGUCGAAGUGGUAAUAGACCUUUGAAAGAUCUCUGGAGACUUGAUCCAGGUCAAAAUACUUGGGAAGAAGUGAAAUGUUGGGGUGAUCAGCCUCCAAAUCUUCAGGAGCAUACAAUUAUUCCUUGGAAGGAUAAAUUGUUUGUUUUUGGAGGUGAAGUUGGUUUCUCGAGCUCAACUGAGACUCCGCUUUGGAUACUUGAUUUAGGUACAUGUAUCUGGCGUCAAGGAAAUUCAGGUCCAACUCGAUGUAAACCAGGAACUGUAAUGCAACCCUAUGGACGUCGAGCCCAUUCAGCUGUGUUAUAUAAAGACUCAAUGCAUAUCUAUGGAGGUUACCAGGAUUUGAGAGGUUCAUCUUCAGAAUUAUGGUCUUUUAAUUUAAGUUUAGAGCAAUGGCAUCUUGUAAGCUGUUCACUCCGUUGUUCAGAUCAACCAUCACCAAGACAUUCACAUUCAGCUAUUGUCCAUGACAAUUGUAUGUGGGUUUAUGGAGGCAUGACGGAUUUGCAGGAGAAAGGUGAUUUCUGGAAAUGGAAUUUUGAAUUAUCUCAAUGGAGUAAAGUCAAGUGCAAUAAAGGACCGGGUAAUCUUCACAGUCACAGUGCAAUUAAGGCUUUCGGAUGUAUGUUUAUAUUUGGAGGUGAAAGAGAUGGACAACUAUUGCAGGAUUUAUGGCGAUAUCAUUUUGCUUCAAAUACCUGGGAAAAGAUUAAUAUUGUUGGUUUAAUGCCAAAUCCUCGCUGUCGUCACACUGCAGUUGCUAAUCCUUCACUGGACAUUGCUGCUUGGGACAAAGAAGAGAGUGAAUCUCAUCUUAAAAUUACUCGAUCACAAUCAAAGUCAAGUUACAUUUUGAGUAAAUCAGCAUCCAAGUCAAACAACUUGAUGCCACCCAAAUCAAUUUCAAUGUGCUUUGGUCAAAAUCAACAACAAGAAACACCCUUACAUGAGCCCAACAACCUUAACAAGACAAAGGGCAAAACCAACCCUGCCGCUAACAAUAGAAACAAUCUCAAUCAAAGUAAUGCCAUUAAUAAUCGUAAUAAGACAAAAUCAGCCAAAUUUCGUUCCAUGAAGUUAUGUUCGAAAGAAAGCUUUACCAUAUCAGAUGAUGAAGACGAUGCUCAGGAAGGAGAUGAAAAUGAUGAAAAUGGGAUUAACAAUGGUCAAAAACAAAACAAGAUUAGGAAAUCCUUGAAAGACAAAAUAUCUCAAAGUCGAUUGGUUCGAAGUAUCUCAUCAAAUAGUUAUAACAUUUUGCACAAUCAAGCCAAUGGUUUUCAGGAAAAUGGUAAAAUUGAAGCUGAAAAUUUAACUGAAGAGCCUGGUAUUAAUGAUAAAUCAAUACUCAAUGGAAACAAUAAUAAUGGCAAUAACAAGGUUAACAUGAAUGAGAGCAAAAAAGUCAAUAAUCAUUCCAAUAAUUAUCAAGAAAAUACAUUUGAUGAAGAUGGUGAAGGAGACGUUGGUGCACAGGAAGAUGAAGAUGGCGAUGACGGUGAAUUUGAAUGUGAUCUUGAUAUACUUAAAAUGUGUAAAAGUCAAAGUUCGGAGCCUGUAUUGGAAACUCAUCAUGAGUUUGUUGUACGAAAAAGAAUCGAAGGAGCUUUAAGAUAUGGAACAAAGGUUAGACCUAAAUCUGAAGUAUUGGAAGGAUUAUUUCAUCUUGAAUCUUUAAUGGAACACGGUGAAUAUGAUGUCCCAUCUUCAUCAACCUCUGGAGGAGUUCGCGAUGGUCAUAAUAAAGUAUUAAACAAACGGCACACUGUUAGUGAAUCAAUGAGCUAUUAUAGUCUUUGCUUUCCUUCACCACCCUACGGCCGACGGAUUCAAUCACCAGAAGAUUCAAAUGAUACACCCAAUGGAAGCUCAAUCAAUGGUGAUGAAGACACAAGCAGUGCAAGCACUAACACCAAUCGAGAUAAUGGUUCAUCAACAUGCCAUUCAGUUACUAAAGAUGAUUACAAUAAGAUAAUUGUUAAUGGAGAUUCAAUGAUAAUUGAGACAACACAUUCAACAAGAGAACCAGCCAACGAAAGACAAAUUUCCUCUCAUCAUCCCAAUGGCUCCUCUUCAGAUGCGAAUGCAACCAAUAUUAAUCCCGAAUCGAUUCACUUUGAUGAUCAUUUUUACAAAGCUUUGGCUUCACCUGCUGAUGCAACAGCCCGAACAAGUGGUUAUAAUUCAUCUGCUACUCUGUACACACCAAGUAUUGAAAGUCAAGGGUUACCUCAUUCAAUGUCACACUCUUCGGGAUAUCAUUCAUUUUCAGAGGAUUCCUUUGAUCCACCCUCAUCUUCAUCUGUAUACAAUCCUUUUCAUAACCACUGUGGACCACAUUAUUCAGGGCAUCAACAUUCCCAUUUACCAACAACAUCUUCAACAAAUAUAUCAUCUUCAUCGAAUUUAUCAUUUGUACCUCGACGAAUGUCUCGUCUUCCGCGUGAUAAUUCCUCCUUUGAAUUGAAGCAAUUAUCUUCUCUGCCUUUUCCUGCUAAAACUGAAACUAACGAGGGUUUCAAUGUCAGAUUGAGUAAAGAUGUAAGAACUCGUGCUCGUGAACGAGCCUCUCUCCGUGGACAGUCAACUAACCCUAAAACAAACGAGGAGAAAGUCAACGGAAGCCAAGAGCCAAGAGAAGGUUCAAUGAAUAUUGGUUCAAUAGACAACAAAAGAAACAAUCAUGAAAAUAGACUUUGGCAGCAAGCAAACGUGAUAAGAGAGGUAGUUGUUCCUAGUUCACCUGGACCUCGGAAAUGGUCUUCGUAUUCUCCGGUUCGAAGUAAAGUUCACCAGCAUCAUUGGCAGUUAUGUAUGUAUGUCUUUGGUGGUCGCGAACAGAGCUGUAGUCAAACAAUGUACAAACAACCAAUAUCUGUAUGGAAAUUUUACAUUUAAUAAUUAAGCACUUGGAAAGCAAUGAUCUCAAGAUAAACUCAGAAUCAGAGUUUUUUUUUCAUUCUGCUUCUAAUUAUAUAGUCACAAAUCAACUGCCAAUUGAAACAUGAAACAUGCAAUGUUUUCAUUUUAUACUCAACGAUGAACAUUAAUUCUCAUAACUUUUCAUCAUUUAUCGUGCAUUCCAAAACUUAUUCAUCAUUAAUUAGACGUCAAGUUUGGGGAAUAAUAUCUACUUUCAAACGUCCACACAUAAAUACAUUAUAUUAAUAAUUAUAAUAAAGCUAAUUAUAAAAUGUAACAAAUAACACAAUCAUAUACACUUUUUUUCUAGUCAGGUUACCAUAUGAAGUGAAAAUUUUCGUACUAAUCAGAUUAAUCAGUGGUUUCCACUAUGAAUCUUAUUUUCAUCAUCUUUUUCAGUUAAGGUUAUCACAAGAUCCUUCCCAAAAUUGAACUAGAUGCACAAUCUUAAUCAUGACGCUUUUUGGACGUUGAUAUUGAAAAAUCAAGAGAUUAAUCAUAACUGCUAUUGAAUAAAAAUGGUAACCUUCCAUAGACUGUAUUUUGAUUGUGCCACCGUUUAUAAAUAAUAUUAAAUAUACACCAAAUAAAUAUUUCAUUUUAA